This is a messenger RNA of Entelurus aequoreus (snake pipefish), 1449 nucleotides long. Its product is annotated as arachidonate 12-lipoxygenase, 12R-type-like. NCBI's taxonomy places the organism in Eukaryota, Metazoa, Chordata, Actinopteri, Syngnathiformes, Syngnathidae. The record is from RefSeq and is a predicted model, not a curated record. The coding region runs from base 1 to 1449 and encodes 482 amino acids. The transcript has 12 exons. Gene Ontology annotation, biological process: lipid oxidation; linoleic acid metabolic process. Gene Ontology annotation, molecular function: iron ion binding; protein binding; oxidoreductase activity, acting on single donors with incorporation of molecular oxygen, incorporation of two atoms of oxygen.
AUGUCUGGUGAGGUGUCUACUUAUACUGUGACCUGCGAAAACUCUCUAGGACAGCUACUUCUGAUAGAACUGGAAAAACAAAAAAAUUUCAUGGUCCUUAGUGACGCUUGGUUCCCUGACAAGGUGGAAAUCAAAUCACCCGAGGGCGACGUUUACACUUUCCCCGUCUACUGCUGGAUCAGUGACACUGAGACUCACCGCUACAGAGAGGGAAAAGCUCUGAGGAUCUUUGAAGAAAACAACCCUCUUGGUCAGUACGCACGGGAGCAGGAGCUGAGCCAGCGGAGUAAAGACUAUAGCUGGGACAUGUAUCACCCAGGCCUGCCAUACAGCAUUAAGGCAGAUGGUCCCCUUACCCUGCCGGAUGAGGUCCAGUUCUCCUUCACCAAAACUACACAGUUUGCCUUCACGGCAGCCAUUGGGUUAGCAGAGCUGAAGCUAAAGGGCCUGCCAGAAAACCACGACAGUUGGGAGAAUCUCGACGAUAUCAAUCAAGUGUUCUACAAAAAAGACACAGCCUUAUCAGAUUAUGUCCAGGAACACUGGAAGGAGGAUGACUUCUUUGGAUACCAAUAUCUAAACGGCAUCAAUCCCAUCCUGAUCCGACGUUGCAAAACUCUGCCGCCGAAUUUCCCCGUGACCAAUGACAUGGUUUGCAUGCCUGCGGGCUCAGACCUGUCUAAUGAGUUGAAGCAAGGCAACAUUUACCUGUGCGACUACAAGAACCUGGACGGAAUGCCAGCAAACACAGUCGUUGGAGAGCAGCAGUACUUAACGGCGCCCCUGGUUCUGUUUCACAAGAGACCAAAUGACAAGCUGAUGCCUAUCGCCAUUCAGCUGAAGCAGACCCCAGGUGAAGACAACCCCAUCUUCCUCCCCACUGACUCCACCCAUGACUGGCUGACGGCAAGGAUAUUUGUGAGAAGCGCCGACUUCUCAGAGUAUCAGCUCAACACGCACUUGCUGCGCACGCACCUGCUGGCCGAGGUCUUUGCAGUGUCGUUGCUGCGCAACCUACCUAUGGUGCAUCCCCUCUACAAGCUCCUCAUACCCCACACUCGCUACACCCUGCAUAUCAACGAACUAGCUCGAGAUACGCUGAUCGGCCCCACCGGAGUCUUCACCUUGUUUGCAGCUUCCGGCGGAGUUGCUUUAAACAGGAUCCUGGCGAGAUCGCUGUCCGCCAUCACCUACACUUCCCUUUGUAUCCCAGAUGACAUCACUGAGCGCGACAUGCAGGACGUCCCCAACUACUACUACAGGGAUGAUGGGCUCAAGAUCUGGAACAUCAUGUACAAGUUUCACCAGCCUACCCACCCUCGUUCUUAUACAGGAGACAACACUGAUUGCUAUCUGGGUCUUCAAGCUCCUCAUCAGCAUCCAGACAUUCUGAUGGCGAAUUGGCAGAAGCACUGUCCAGAAUCCAACUGGCUGUUCUGUCUUCUGUGA